Messenger RNA from Gasterosteus aculeatus aculeatus (three-spined stickleback), 4433 nucleotides. RefSeq names its product unc-51 like kinase 4 (gene ulk4). Gene Ontology annotation, molecular function: protein kinase activity; ATP binding. NCBI's taxonomy places the organism in Eukaryota, Metazoa, Chordata, Actinopteri, Perciformes, Gasterosteidae. Gene Ontology annotation, biological process: protein phosphorylation. The record is from RefSeq and is a predicted model, not a curated record.
GUUUUAAAAAAUCCGGACAUCCCUCUUCCAGUUGGAAUUGUACCCAUCCGGGCACUUCUCGCUUCCGCUAACAAACAGCGGGACGUUGAAGAACAAAUGGAGAACUUCAUCCUGUAUGAAGAACUUGGGACAGGCACUAGCUCUGUUGUCUAUAAGGGAAGAAGGAAAGGCUAUCUCAACUAUGUAGCCAUCAUCUGCGCCGACAAAGCCAAGAGACCUGAGAUCACCAACCAUGUACGUCUGAGUCAUGAUCUGGAUCAUCCAAACAUAGUAUGUUUCUACGAGUGGUAUGAGACAAGUAACCACCUCUGGUUGGUGGUGGAGCUCUGUACAGGUGGUUCCCUGGAGUCUAUAAUUGGUCAAGAUGGAUGCCUGUCAGAAGAUGUGGUUAGAAGCUUUGGAUGGGACUUGGUCCAAGGACUAAAAUACAUCCAUCGAUUAGGAAUCAUUUUCUCUGACUUGACUCCUGCUAAGAUCUUACUGGAUGGCAGUGGCACUCUGAAGUUUGGUAACUUCGGUCUGUCCAAGGCAGAUGGAGAGAAACAGGAGGAUUUCUUCUCCUUGAUGGGUACAUCUGAUGAGGCAGGGGAAGAAGAUAGAAAGGGGAACUUUUACAACACAAGAAAAAGAUUAAAUGGACUUCCUAUUUACAGAGCUCCAGAGGUUCUGCAGGGAUCAGAAACCAAUAUGAGCUCUGACCUCUGGGCUCUCGGUUGUACACUCUACUACAUGUUUGCUGGUAAACCUCCGUUCUAUUCUGAGAGCUACACUGAAAUUACCGAGAUGAUCUUACAUCAGGAACCACCACCGCCCAGACAGACAGUGCCUUCGGCCAGUCCUCCCAGUGUGGACUUCCUGAAUCUCCUGAAAGGCUUGCUCAACAAAAACCCUGAUAAGCGGAUGAACUGGGAUGAGUUGUGUGAGCACCCUUUCUGGACACCAAUACUAAUGGAGGAAAAAGGAGAAGAAGAAGAGGAAGAAGAAGGAGAAGAGGAGGAGGAGGAGGAGGAGGAGGGUGAAGGAAGGGACCAAGAGGAAAUACAUAGCUGUGCGGGGGUCAUUAAAGCUAAAUUGAGAUACACAAGGAUCCCUGACCUUUUCCCUCCAGGACAUGCAGACAAGCUUUCCAACAGUCAGCCACCUUCUAGGAUCUCAGAGAAAGAAAUAAAUCUCAAGAAAUUAAUUUCAUCACAGACAACAAUUGCUUCAAUUUACGGCCCAUCUGACAGAAAGAAUGAUUGCCAACAAGCUCUCCGACACAACACAUGUGGAGGUUCAAGGAACAUCCAGGGCUUGGAUAGGGAGAUGGAGCUGGAGAAGGAGAAAGGAGGAGGUGGGGUGGCAAAGACAGAAGAUGACUCCAAGAUAACUGGGGCCAAGCAGAUGUGCCACACACUGCCGCCCAAUAAGUCGUUAAUGCUUGAUAAUGUAUCAGAGCUCAAGCCAAAGAGUGGUGUGGAUGAGGACAAUAGCGAAUCCAUUUUUCUGAUCAGGAGAAGCUGCAGUAUCUCAGACUCUCCAAACCAGACCCAUGCACCUCAGGCUGCGACUGGUACUGACUUCACGUCCUCUAUGAAAGCUCUUCUCCACACUGACUCUGAUCUGACUGUCACCCAAAUCAUGGACAACCCCAAGAUUCUUAAGAGUCCUCCAGUGCGUUUUGAUACCAAAACCCUUUGUGUACCAGCAUAUUCAGUUGAGAAGCUGCAGUCCCUCAGUGAUGAAGAGUGGACGGUCUUCCUCUACCAGCUUUGUUCAUCCCUUGAACAGAGUGCAUCUACUGCUCCUCCUCCCCUUCCUCCACCUCCUCCUCCUCACUCCACAACCAAUCGCUCCAGGCUCAACCUGCUGUGUUACCUCUGCUGUGUAGUUGGCCAUAAAGUUAUUGCUAACAGGCUGAUGAACUCACCACUGCUUCCAGUAUUGACCCAGCAAUUACGACAAUCUUCGAACUGGGAUGUACGGAGCAAGGUUCUCCGAACAAUUGGUCUGCUGGCUGUGCAUUGUACUGAUUUGAAAGAGGACAGUCCUGUUUCUGAGACUGUGUCUGCACUGACUGACCUGUUGAGAGAGAACCUGAGGAAUAGCAAAAUAAAGCAGUUCCUGCUGCCACCACUCGGGGAGAUCCUCCACCUCAUCGCCUCUCAGGAGAAGAAGAGAGCCUCCCCAGAGGGACUGUGGUUGGUUCCCGCUGCCGCCUACGCUGGCUUAAUGAGGAGCCUGCGGGAAGGGGAUGAUCCCAUAGUCCAUCACAUGGCCGCUAAAGCUAUCGAGAACAUUUCCACCGUGGUCUCUGACCCCUCCCACCACCUGGUUACCACGGAGAUAGGGUCUGCACUGUGGUACCUAUUCACGCACUCCACUGUGGAGGCUGUCAGAGUCACCGCCAUCUCUGCUCUUUCAAGGCUGGCCCAGUCGGCCCCAGCAGUGAUUGACACCUGUGGCCCUGCAGCCAUAUUGGAGGGUGUUGGUGAAGCAGGGGCCAGGGUCCAGCAGCACCUACUCACUGCUGCGGCUGCUGCCCUACUCACAUCAAGCAUCCAUACACACCGCGUCGCACAGAGCAAGGACUUGGUGUUGAAGGUGCUGAGUUGUCUGGAGAGUCCAUCCACAGUAACAAGAGCCAAGGCAUUUCUACUGCUGCUUUUACUAAUACAGGACAACACAAACACACUGCUAUUCUGCUGUCAACAAAGACUCAUAAUGCACCUGGAGAGAGACCUUCGCAAAGCCGCUCCCCUCAGAGAGAACCCCGGCCAAAUUGGAUAUCUGUCCCAGUGUCUGGACUUACUGAUUGUACAUCUGAGUGGCACUGCACUGCUGAUACUGGAGGAUGUCCUGUGUGCAUUACGAGGUGUGACCGGAAGGAAACAUCCCUCUGCAGCUCAGAGCAGAGAGCUUAAACACACUUUGCCCAGAAUGUCAGUGGUGCUGUACCUUAUUUCAUCCCAGGUUUUUAGAUGUAAAAUUGUAUCUGAAGAGUUUAUAGCUAAAAUUGGAUUUCUCCUGAACUAUAUAACCUCAAUAGAGUCCAAUGAAACAAAUCUCACCAGGGCUUUGGGUGCAGCAGUAUGUGAAGAGUUGAUUAAGACUUCUCUUUCGAUUGUGGAAGUCCUAAGUCAGCACCAUACUCUCAUUACUCCACAUCAUAGUGCUUUUGUGGAUGACAUCCUGCCUCCUCUGACAACACUGGCUUUCAGCAAAAAUGUGGAGUGGUCUGUGUUUGUUUUGAGGGUGCUGUCCGAACUCAGUCUUGUCCUGCUGCUCAAGGAGAGUAAUGAGACUGAGGAAGAUGAGCAGACAGAAGGAACGAAAGAGAGAAGGGAGGAAGGAGGAAGGCGAGAGGAAGGAAGAGAUGCUGGAAGCUCCUGUAAUCAAAUCGUAUCUCUCAUUAGUAAAUAUCUGCUCCCAAGGUAUGAGUCUCUUCUGCGAGCAGUAGAACCCACCCCGCUCUACGCACUCAGACUGCUGCUAUCGAUGACUGAACACAGCGCACAGAUCUGCAGGUUGAUUAAACACAGUGGGAUCCUACCAACCGUCUUUCAACUCAUUAUGGCCCACAGUAGUAGUGUUACCAGUGGGGUGGUCCAGAAUGCCAUCGCCUUGCUGUGUAAUCUGUGUGGAGACACAGUCUUGGAUCUGGAGACACAAUACCAACAAGGCCUAACGGAGGUGGUGGUGAUCACCCUCUCAGAGGCUGCGCUGGUCUACAUGGAUGGAGAGGGACACGCUGGGAGGAAGGUCAGCCAUCCUGUAUUGCAAGCCCUCCUCGAACUGCUUCACACCAUCCUAAAACAAACAUCUGCUGUCAUCCGCUGCGCUCUGCAGAGGCGAUCUUGCCCGGCAGUAGAAACUGAGGCAGCAGAGAAGCUCCUCCUGGAAAACAGACCCCUGAGCCAGCUCAGCACGCACCUCAUUCACAUGCUCUCCACUGAACACCAGGAGGUUUGGGAGGAAUCCAUCCAGUGUCUGUCCCUGCUGGUCCAGCUGUAUGGAGGAGAGGGUUACGACUGCCUGUCGCCCUCCUGUUUGCAAAGCUUUUCACAUGUGCUGCACACACACAUGCACAUGGAGACCCCCCGAAUCCAACGCACAACACUUAGGAUCAUCAAACGACUGGUGCAGACUACAGAGCGAUCUGAUUGGUCGGACUGUCCUGAAGCAGCGGAGCUAAUUGUUCUACUGCAGGACAUAACUACGUCCAACAGGUGCCCAGUCGAUGUGACGCCACUUGCUGCGGAAAUCCUCCAAGAGAUCUCUGGACACCAGAACAUUUCAGUUAAAGAUUAAGCAAACCACAGCCGUCCAACAUGUCAUCUUAGAACCAUAAAGUGGCUGUUGGAAUUAUCUUCAGGUAACCUCUUUACAUCAGCUACGGAUUGUUCCUUUAAGAUGUCAGUUUUAGAAUAAAAUGACCUUUGUCGCUUGCCGGA